GCCCUUGUUCAAAUGUUUGUUUAAUCUAUUAAUAAUGCCUAUUAAUUGUGUGUAUUACACUGUGUAAUAUGGGACAGUUAUACUACAUCUAGAGUAUUGUAUCAAUAGAUAUAAUAAGUUGACGGACACUACUGCCAAACAAAUAAAUACCUGUCCUAUCAUUUCAAUAGUAAUCUCAUUAUUGGUUCGUAAAUAAACUUUUUUUAUGAAUCAGCGAAACAAUAGUCCAAUGAUUGGUUGAGCCAAUCGACAACAGCACAGGUAUUGCCAAUGACUGGCAGUACGUUAGUGUCAGUAUAGAUGACGCGAUCACAUGGAAAGGUAUGUCUAAUAUAGACAUUCAUACGGCGCUUAUUGGAUGGUUAUGCCCCACCUCUUGAGCUCAAAAUUGGAUAAACCUUUGUAUUGAGAGACUGUGUUAUUAACAUUUGAUGCCCUCUAUAGUGUGUUUGUGCAGCACUGGUAGCACUGGUAGCGACUCUAUUGCCGAUGUAGUCAUACAUCGCAUAACAGACAAGAAUAUUGUGUAAAUCAAUUGACACGAGAAAUGAAAUGAAGAGAGACUAUCGUUGACUGACUCAGGCAUGGCUUUGAUGGCAGACAUCGGCUCAAAGUGUACACGACGUAAACAAGCCUAUCCUAAGAGGAAAAACGUUGAAUUGGAGAAUAAGAUGCCCGAAGAUAACGAUUUAGUUCCAGAAGCACAAGAAAAUGUCGAUUCAGCCGAUACUCGAAAUUGUAAUAACGAUAAGUUUAAACAUUCAGUCAAUGUUUCACAUGAUAUACAAGAGUUGGAGUUAAGUGCGAAUGACAAGAGUUUGUCAGUCAAAGCCAACAAAAAGCAUUCAAAUAAUAAAACUAAGAAAUGCCUCAAACAAAGUGAUACCGAUAUGAUCUGUAGUCCACAACAAGUCAGUGCCAAACAUGUUAUUUGCAAUACUAUUAACACAAAUGGAUAUACCAAACGAAAUCAUAUAAAUAGCAAUCUUAAUAACAUUAAUAAUACUCAACAAACUAACACUAAUAAAAGCAAAGACUCAGACGAAGUUGUCAUCAAUGGUCACAAUGAAGACGACACCGAUGAGCAACCAAAUGAUUGUAAACAAGAAGAUAAUACAGAAACUAAAUCAGAAGAAACGAGUGAUAAAAAAGAAAAGACAAUUGAGACCUCAUCGAUGCAAGUGUUAGACAAAACAGAAGACAUAAAGAUUAAAGAAUAUUUGCAACGAAGCGAUACAGCAGUCAUAUAUGCGGAACCGGUCGAUAAAGUGAUGACCAAAAAUAAUUCAAAUAUGACAUGUGUUUUGAAUGAAAAAGUUGAUCAAUCAGUCAAUAAUGGUAUUGAGGAAAAAGAUAAAACUGCUCACAAAGUUAAUGUCAACCGUCAUUUGGAUGACUGUUCGCCAAAUAAAAAUGAGACAACAGCCCCACUUAAUGUUCUGCACGCACGAUGUCCUCACUGCGGAAGAAUAUUUCGUGGCCAGAGAUCAACUCUAUCUCUCGAAGAACACAUAAAUAGUAUCCAUGCGGUUGUGGUUCCGUCAUCCAAAUCAAAUAUGGCUUCAUCGCCAUUGGCGUCACAUUCUUCCGAUGCAAUAGUUAGUCGAACAUUAACCGACAAGAAGUAUGUAUGUACUCAAUGUAAAGCGUCUUUUACACAAAAGGAUCAGUUGGACAAACAUGAAUUGAUUCACUCAUCACAGGGACAGCGCCAUAUGUUAAGCCACGAUGAGAGUCAAGUGCUUCGGAAAUUCAAAUGUCCCGAAUGUUUCAAAGCAUUCAAAUUCAAGCACCACCUCAAAGAGCACAUCCGUAUACAUAGUGGUGAGAAGCCCUUUGCCUGUCCCAACUGUGCCAAGAGAUUCUCACACUCGGGAUCCUAUUCCUCACACAUGACAAGCAAGAAGUGCCUCGUUGUCAACUUGAAAGUUAGAAAAGUGGACCAAAUUCGAGGUCAACGAAACAGAAACAAUCACCACUUGAACACAAAUGGUAAUACCGGUAACAAAGUGAACAAUCUUUUGGCUAAUAUUUCCGACAGUCAGACCAAUUUGAAACCAUUAUCGACAAACUAUAACAAAAAAGUUCAACAAUUUGACGUCUCAUCCAAUCGGAACUCAUCAGUAUUGAAAUCAGAGGCCAAUUUCCAGUCCAUAUGUGUUCCCGAAAGCACUUCUUUAUUUAGUUAUAUACCUAAUAAUUACCCGCCAGGACUUCCUAAUUUACAUCCAAUGUUAUUCUCAACAGCUGCCGGUCUACCUCCGCAUUACUUAUCUUCGGCACUUCACAAUUAUCCCGAAGUGACCACUGCAAUACUCAGGUCACAGAUGAAUAAAUCAAACAAAGAAUUAGAUUUGAUUCGUGAAAAUUACUCAAUUAAUGAUAAAAUCGAUAAGAAUAUCAUAAAAAAUUAUGAUAUGGAAAAGAUAAUACAAAUAGUGGAUCCAUUGACAAUUUCUAAGACUGGUUCUGAGUCUGUAAACGGAUCAUAUGGUGAUACCUGUUCAUCGAAUCCAUCCCCAUUGACAUUCUCGAUGUCAUCACUACCUCCACCACAAAUCACUCCACUUGAUUCACCCGAUCAUCUGAAGAAAUGCAAUUCAUUGUAUUGGAGAUGUCAUUACUGUAAUGAAUACUUCGAUAACAAACAAGAAUUACUGCAACACGAGAGCCAUGUUUGCAAAAGACGGUUAUUACUGAACGACAUGUCAUCAGUCGAUAUAAAUUCAAAUAAUAUUCAAAAUAUCGGUAAUUCAAGUGCUGCUGAAAGUGAUGAUGAAUCACAACGAGACUCAUCUCUUGAAGAAGAAGUGAUGACAACAGACGGUAAGAAAGUGAGAGUUCGGUCAGUUCUUGGCGAACAAACUCUAAGAAUACUGAGAAAACAGUAUGAAUUUAAUCCGAGACCCAAAAAACAUGAUAUUUUGCGUUUGGCUCAAGAAGUCAAUUACUCUCCUCGUGUGGUUCAGGUUUGGUUCCAGAAUAUGAGAGCUCGAGAUAGACGUUUAGGAAAACCAAUACCAUCUAUGACUGCAUCUAAUGAUAUGAAUUCAAACAAUCAAAGAGUAAUAAAAUCAUUUUCGCCGCCAAUCCAUAUGACACAACAUUCCGCGACCGCCAACUCAAUGAUGUCGAUAUCCAUUCCUCAUUAUAAGCCAACAUCUAAUUUAUCAGAAAACAUGUCUUUCCCAUUAUAUGCUUCAGAUGUGAAUGGUUUAUCACCAUAUGGUCAACGAAUUCAUAAUAAUGCAGUUUAUUAUCUUAGUUCUCCCGAUCUUUCAAUAACUCCAUCCAUUAAAUCAAAUGCUAAUAAAUCAUUUGAAAGUUGUUCCGAUGGCUCUGAAGAACCUUUAGAUUUGUCUAUAAAAAGUAAGUCACAUAACGAUGACUAUAAUAGCAAUGAGACUGAAGAAAAAUACAAUGAAUCUGAAGCAUUAAAUUUAAGUAAAAAAUCGUCCAGAAGUCAGACUAAUGAUAAUUCUGACAAUGAGUUAUCCAAUGUGUCGCUGAAUCUCAUUCAACAACAACAACGAAAAGAAGAAUUGGAAAAGUCUUCGAUUGUCCGCUCAAUGCUUUUGAGUAAAUGUCAAACUCAAGAAUCUGAUAUCAAUAUAAUCAGUGAUACAGCGACUCAAUCUCACCACCAGAUAAAAGAUCAAUUGUCACCAUUGGAUUCUAACGAUACUAAAGAUACAGACCAACAACAACUUUCUUCUAAAAGGACACACUCUGACUGUGAAGAUAUUGAACCUAAAAGUGAUUGCAAUAAUGCAAACGAUGAUAAAGUUUCAAUUACUCGAAAAAAUAAACAACUGACGACCACAAAGAGCUGGAAAGAAAAAGAUGAUAACAAUGUGAUUACAAAUGACGAUCAAAGUCCACCACCCGAUCCUAAUUUACAAACAGAAGGAUUAGGACUCUUCAUCUGUGAUCAGUGCGACAAAACAUUUAGUAAACAAAGCUCUUUAGCCCGACAUAAGUACGAACACUCAGGUCAAAGACCACAUAAGUGUGACGUUUGCAGUAAAGCAUUCAAACACAAACAUCACUUGACUGAACACAAGAGACUUCAUAGCGGAGAAAAGCCGUUUCAAUGCAAGAAAUGUCUGAAAAGGUUUUCCCAUUCGGGUUCAUAUUCUCAACAUAUGAACCAUCGGUACUCAUACUGUAAGCCAUACAGAGAAUGAUACCUAUGAUGUACAUCAAGUCCAGUGCCAAAUGAUAAGCAAACAAUCUUUGAAACAAUACGUCCAAUAAGUUAACGCCAAAAGUGAAACAUUAUUUGCAAAAGUCAUUCAUUAUAUGCAUCAUUCAAUUGGUUUUGCAUUGAUUUCACACAAUAAUCAUUGCAACGAUUAUUCAUCAAUUCAUUCAUUUAUUGCUUAUUUAGUACUCAUUCAUCGAAACAAAAAGUUAUUGUCUAUUAUUAAUAUAAAGUUAUAUUAUAUUGAUGUAUAUGUAACUAAUGGCCAAACAAAAAGUCGCAAACUCUUUGAUGUGUUAUAUAGAAACUCAUUGUUAUAUAAGAAUUUUUUUAGUGUAAACCCAUAGGUUUCAAAUCAACGAUAAGUAUUUCUCUCUAUUUUCACAUUAAUUACAUUAUUAUUAUUUCAUAAUUACUAUAAAUCUAUCUCUAUUAU
Molecule: messenger RNA, 4640 nt
Organism: Oppia nitens
Lineage: Eukaryota; Metazoa; Arthropoda; Arachnida; Sarcoptiformes; Oppiidae
Gene: zfh1
Product: zinc finger E-box-binding homeobox 1-like
Exons: 10
Coding region: 585-4187 (1200 amino acids)
Molecular function (GO): DNA binding
Source: RefSeq, a predicted model, not a curated record